Molecule: messenger RNA, 1308 nt
Organism: Solea solea (common sole)
Lineage: Eukaryota; Metazoa; Chordata; Actinopteri; Pleuronectiformes; Soleidae
Exons: 3
Coding region: 248-1126 (292 amino acids)
Source: RefSeq, a predicted model, not a curated record
ACAACCAGAAAAACUCUUACUUUGACACUUUAUUGUGCUUCUGUCUUGUGUUAAAUCAGUCGUACGCACAAUGCCGUGUAAGGCCUUUAUCCGCCGACUCAUCGCUGCGCUGUUUUUUGUGCGCAAAAUACGGCGCGGAGCGUUGUUAUCGUCUGGCGUUGCUAACAUUGCUAACAGCGACUAAACCCAGAUUCUUUGAAACGCUUCUCAUUCGUCACUGAACCGUUUUAAGUUAGUUUACCUUGACAUGGAUAUGAAAAUGUUUGUGGAUCCUCAGAGGAAAACACCGUUCCCUGGUCCUCUGUACCAACACGCUGUGGACCCCACCAGCUUCUACAGUGACAAACACCUGUCAGUACCAGUCAAUCUGAUAGAGCUCGACUUUAAAUGUGAGAACAUCGGACCAGAGAGCCGCUCGUCACCGGCGCCCAGCCCUUCGUCCCCACCCACCAACGACGGCUUCACCAAGGACCACACGCUGUUCCUCAUCGACCUGAUGCGGCAGCACGUCACGAGCGACGGUGACAGUCUGCCGCGAACCUUGCAGGACCUCAACGCGCGCCUCAAGACGGCAAAGCCCAAGAAGAAGAUGCUGUGGAGCGAGGCGGCGCAGAAGCUCGGGGAACACUUCCACCUCUGCUUCUGUCCCGAGAAGGUGGCCAGGAAGUGGAACACGCUCAUGGAGGCGUACAAGAAGGUUAAGGACAGUAGCCGGACGCCAGGGAAGGCGACCACGCGCUUUCAGUUUUUGGCCGAAAUGGACGACCUGCUGGGAGUGCCGCACGACGUGGUCUUUCCCGUCAUCGGCUCGUCGGAGGGGUUGGAGGUGCGCAGGGAGGCGCUGGGGAAAAUGAGCAGCAGCAGCAGCAGCAGCAGCAGCAGCAGCAGUACAGCAGCAGUUUCUGAGACUUCGAGGGCCCUGACAAAGGGGUUAGGAGGAGGAACGCCGCCACCUCCGACCGCACACAUACCCCACAAACGCAGGAGGGUGGAUGACGAGGUGAUGGAGUUCCUGCAGCAAUCGGAAGCAGCGAGUCAGCGGCGCCACGAGGAGACGAUUGCACAGCUGAGGUCAGCACAGCAGGGCUUUGAGACGCUGAUGAACAAGCUGUUGGACAAACUGUGAUUUGUCGUGGUUGACUUUUCUGACUGUAAAUAACAACACAUUUUUUACACAUUAUUUUUUCUGUUUUAUAUAUACUUGUAUGUUUAUUUCUCUUGUUUGAUUGCAAUUAUUAAUCGAUUGCUAAAUUAAUCAAAACAUGUUUUAUAAUCAAUGCUUUAUAUAAUUAAAAUAAGUUAACUGAU